Salvia miltiorrhiza (redroot sage) is the source of this 2237-nucleotide messenger RNA. RefSeq lists its product as uncharacterized. The transcript has 8 exons. The record is from RefSeq and is a predicted model, not a curated record. NCBI's taxonomy places the organism in Eukaryota, Viridiplantae, Streptophyta, Magnoliopsida, Lamiales, Lamiaceae. The coding region runs from base 227 to 2128 and encodes 633 amino acids.
UUCAAUUUCAAAUAUUUCCUCAUUUUUCGAUCUGUCCGCCAAUCCUUCCUUCCUCCUCCCAUUUACUCUCUCUCUCUCUCCCUUCUUUCUCUCUCAUCAUAAAACCAAUUUCGCGGAGUCUUCUGAGCUAUGUAGCAAUGUUCAACUCUACUCCACACCUAAUUCAAAAUUUCAAUUUCUCGUGAUUGUUCACGCUAAUUCAAAGCUACAGAGAUACCUGACAAACAUGGCGACGUCGGCUUUCAAAUCAACGACCGAGAGAGCUUCAAUCGGCGGCUCCACCCCGCACCGCUCUCUCCGCCGCUCCCGCAGCCUCAGCCGCUUCUCCCGCCCCAUUGCGCCGGAGCCGGAGGCCGAGAUGGACUACAUCAAAAACGUGCCCAGGGGGAAAUUCGUCAACACCACGAGGGGCUCGACGGCGCCGUUCCCGGAGAUCAGCUUGGACGAUCUGGCGCUCGAGUUCUUCUCUUCCUCGUCGAAGAACGAGAGCGACGGGGCAGCGGUGGAGCGGGAGGGGCGCUCGGCCUCGCGCCGCGGGGAGAUUGGGCGGUGGGCGAGCGAUACGGCGUCGUCCAGGAGAAGGGGGCGCUCUGUGUCGAGGGGCCGAGGUGAAGCUGUUUCGAGUGGUUCCGCCGCGUCGGGGGGGCCGAAAAACGCUGUCUCGUCUGACGCGAGUUCGCGGCGGAGGAGGUCUAUAUCUGUGGCGAGGAGUCGCGGGGAUGCUGCUCCUGCUACGGAUAAGGACGCCGUCGCGGCUGAUGCGGGGACGCGGCGGCGGAGGUCGUUAUCGGUGGCGAGGACUAGUGGGAAUGCUGUUCCUAGUGGGGGAAAGGAUGCCGUCGCGGCUGAUGCGGGGACGCGGCGGAGGUCGUUGUCAGUGGCGAGGUAUCAGAUUAGCGACUCCGAGAGUGACAUAGAUCGUUCUCAGAAUUCAAGCAAUCGUGCUACUAUGAUAGCUCCUACUGGUGGGAAUGCUCAUUUACCGCUGGCAUCAAAAGCCACAGCUUCAAGCUACCGCCGGCUAGGAAGAUCUAGAAGCCAGAUAGACCUCUCCCUGAUACAUGACGGUUACUCUAGCCAGUCUUCUGCCUUAACUGAUGAUGAAUCAAAGGAUACUCAUUUUGGGAAAAAUGGAUUUGAGAAGAUAAUCCGAGCAGUUCAUGCUCAGAAGAAGGCUGACCAUCCCUCUGCCGAAGUUGCAAACAGUGGAUUUUAUGACGCAAUGCGAAAAGAACUAAGACAUGCUGUUGAAGAAAUCCGAACUGAACUAAAUCAAGCGAUGGGACGAAAUCAGACAGCUUUAGCUAAUGACUGCUCGCUAUCAGAAAAUUCCAAGACUCUUCAGGAUCCGUUCAGAAUCAGAGAGAAAUAUGCACAAAAAUUGGAGCAGUUGGAAAAGCGGAAAAAGAAUCUUCUUACUGAAAUGUUGCUCGAGGAGCAAUGUGGUCGAGAGGUCUCUGCUGAAACUUAUGAAGAACUUCCUAAUUCAAGAGCUUCAGCUGUGACAGAGAAGCCGCCACAAACAAGAAAGAGAAGCAGUGAUAGAAGUAGAAUGUCAGAAAGACUGAUUGAGGAUGCAGAAAGGUACUUUGAGGACUUCAUCUCCAAUAUUGAAGAUACCGAUUUAUCUUCCUUUGAUGGGGAAAGAAGCGACGAAAGCUCAACUUUAGGAGGUAUGGUGAAGGGAAGAGACUUUACAAUAGGAGAGGCCGAAACCUGUAGGACACCAGCAGGAUCUGCUUCUCGCCCUGCUGAAAUGGAUGGUGUCAUAUUGCCCUGGUUGAAGUGGGAGACUAGCCAUGAUGGUUCGCCAUGUGGGAAGACCAUAUUACAAACUCCUACAACACCGCAAGCUCUACACAGGAACUCCGAAAAGGACUCGAGUCAAUUGAACGAUGCAAGUAGCUAUUCCAUGAGCAGUCAUGGAAGUUGGAGCCCAGGCCUUUUCCAUAGUUCUCCAAUGGAUAAAAGAGAAGAGGUAUGUCCAACAAAAACUGGUGUGUCCAAAUUUGACAUGGAUGAGUACCUUAAUCUUCACAAUAAUGAGGAAAUAUUGUUUGAAAUGUAUAGAGAAAGGAACAGAAUUGGUUUGGGUGGUUUAUUGCUGUGUAUUGGGGCUCUUCAUUGAUUUCCCAUGUGAUGUAGGAUUCAUCCUCAAAAUUCAAAUAGUUGUGAUAUGAUUUAUAUGUAGAGGUGAUGCUUUUUUCAGAUGUGAAAAUAAACUUUGAAGUUGAUAA